AUGACGCAGAAGUUAACCAUCAUUUACACUGGGCUUUGUGAUAUUGAAGAUGGGGGCAAGGCAGCCUUGUCCCAGAAGAUGAGGACUGGUGAUGAGCUGGUGAAUAUCAAUGGCACUCCAUUGUAUGGCUCUCGCCAAGAAGCCCUCAUCCUCAUCAAAGGCUCCUUCCGGAUCCUCAAGCUGAUUGUCAGGAGAGAGGAAACAGAGACUCAGAGAGGAGGAGUAAGUUGUCAGAAGUCAGAGCAAAGUCAUGGCAGAGCCAGGGAUGCUGAGUUUGAGUGCCACUCUUAUGGAGGUCUUAACAGGAAGGCAGAUGGCUUUCAACUAGGGGAGGUUCCAACUUGCAAAAAGAAGCCCUGGGGUCUGGCUGGAGGGGCUGUUGAUGAGCAUCUGAGUUGGCUGAAUACCCACCUCUCUCCUAAACCAUCUCCCCACCCUGGACAACUUUCCUGGAGAAACGCCCCUGUCAGUAGGCCGCACUCAUGGCAUGUGGCCAAGCUGCUAGAGGGAUGCCCUGAAGCAGCUACCACCAUGCAUGUCCCUUCUGAAGCCUUCAGCUUGUCCUGGCAUUCCGGCUGCAACACAAGUGACGUGUGUGUGCAGUGGUGUCCACUCUCCCGGCAUUGCAGCACUGAAAAAAGCAGCUCCAUUGGCAGCAUGGAGAGCCUGGAACAACCAGGCCAAGCCACCUAUGAGGGUCACCUCUUGCCCAUUGACCAGAACAUGUAUCCCAACCAGCGAGACUCAGCUUACAGCUCCUUCUCAGCAAGCUCAAAUGCCUCUGACUGUGCCCUUUCCCUCAGGCCAGAGGAGCCAGCCUCUGCAGACUGCAUCAUGCAAGGCCCAGGAUUAACUAAGGCCCCUAAUGGCAGGCCUAAUGUGGCUGAGACCUCAGGAGGUACCCAGCGCACCAACGGGGGCCACCUGACUCCCAGCUCCCAGAUGUCAUCCCGCUCACAGGAGGUCCACCACUCAGGGUCUGCCAAAGCUGCCAAGGGCCCACCACAACCUCCAGUGAGACGAGACAGUCUUCAGGCCUCCAGAGCCCAACUCCACAAUGGAGAGCAGCGCAGAGCUUCUGAGCCUACGGACUCUUUGCAACAGAAGGAGAAACCCACCUUAGACACUGAGCUGUGCCCAAGGAACACUAACAGGUUCUGCUGCCUCAGUGGGCAAGACCAAAUGACAAAUGAGAGCCAUCAAAACUGUGAGCUCAACCAACCUCCUGAAUCCAACCAGCAGGGCUAUGAGCACCUACUGAUAGAGGCCUCAGCCAAAGCCGUUGGAUUCCAAAAAUCAUAUGACAAAGUUUCCAGCAUAGAUUUCAGCCCACUCAACAAGGUUUCAGCAGAGCUAUCUAAGACUUCUUCUUUUGGCAGCCCUCCACACCUCACAGGACCCACAGGCCAUCGCCAUAGUGCCCCUGAACAGCUGCUGGCAUCCCACUUGCAGCAUGUGCACCUUGAUACCAGGGGUAGCAAGGGGAUGGAGCUCCCAACAGGGCAGGAUGGGCACGAGUGGACUCUGUCCCCUUUGCAUAGCAGCCACACAGGGAAGAAAAAUCCGUGUCCCCCUGCAGGGGGAACCCAGGACCAGUCCAGCAAAGAGAGAAAGACCAGGCCAGUGGAUAAUAAGCCUUUGGGUUCAGGGCACCAGAACCCAAGCAGCUCCUCCCAUGAAGAAACUGAUGGACACCCUCCAGAAAGAGGUUUCCAGGACCCAAACAGAAUAAGCAGAGCAGGCAAUGAAUUGGCCAGCCAGCAGCCCUCUGCCUCCAGCUCUCUUGUUCAACAAACCAGGGACUGUUCUUCAACCACUAAAGUAGCCGGAAUCACAGAGGCAGCUGAAGAAGGGAACAAUGAGCUCAAGGAGUGUGGCCAGGUGGGUGGUAGGCGAAAUGGAGGGACCCGGGGCCGCUCAAUCGAAAACCGGCGGAAGAGUGAGCGUUUUGCUACCAACUUGCGUAAUGAAAUUCAGAGGAGAAAAGCCCAGCUCCACAAAAGCAAGAGUCCCUUAUCACAGCUGUGUGAUACUAAGGAGCCAGUGGAAGAGACUGAGGAGCCCCUAGAAAGUCUUCUACUCCCUGCCUCUAACUCACCUCUUCUACCUUCGUAUAAAAAACCACCUAGCCCCAGAGACAAACUCUUUAACAAGACUGUGAUGCUUAGGGCUAGGUCUUCAGAGUGCCUCAGCAAAGCCCCUGAGAGCCAUGAAUCUAGGACAGGCUUGGAGGGACGAAUAAGCCCUGGCCAGAGGCCUGGCCAGUCCUCUAUGGGCUUGAACACCUGGUGGAAAGCAUCUGAUCCAUCCUCUUCAGACUGUGAGAAAACAAAAGUUCACCAUGGAGCUCAUGGAGGUCAUUGGAGGUGGUCUCCAGAGCACAACCUGCAGUCACAUGUGGCACUAGGCAUGGAAAGCUCUUCCAACCCAGGAGAUAACAAAGAAUUGAAGGCUUCUACUGCCCAAGCUGGGGAGGAAGCCAUCCUCUUGCCCUUUGCAGACAGAAGAAAGUUUUUUGAAGAGAGUAGCAAAUCCUUAUCGACAUCUCAUUUACCAGGUUUAACCACUCAUAGUAACAAAACUUUUACCCAGAGACCAAAACCUAUAGACCAAAACUUCCAGCCAAUGAGCUCUAGCUAUAGGGAAUUGAGGCACCAUCCCAUGGACCAAUCAUAUCAUUCCACAGAACAACCAUAUCAUGCCACAGACCAAUCAUAUCAUCCCAUGUCACCCCCUCAGUCAGAAACUCCUACUUACUCCGAAUGUUUUGCAAGCAAGGGUCUAGAACAAUCUGUGUGUUGUAAGCCACUGCACUGUGGUGAUUUUGAUUACCACAGGACCUGCUCUUACUCUUGCAGUGUCCAGGGAGCUGUAGUACAUGACCCUUGCAUUUAUUGUUCUGGAGAAAUCUGCCCUGCUUUGAGAAAGAGAAAUAUGAUGCCAAACUGCUACAACUGUCGGUGCCACCACCACCAAUGCAUUCGGUGUUCAGCUUGCUAUCAUAAUCCCCAGCACAGUACCCUGGAGGACAGCAGUUUGGCACCUGGCAAUGCUUGGAAACCCAGGAAGCCGACAGUGCAGGAAUUUCCUGGGGACAAGUGGAAACCAACAACAGGAAACAGGAAGACCAGCAAAUCAGGAAGGGAAAUGGCUCAUUCUAAGGCUGGCUUUUCAUGGGCAACUCCCUUCCAUCCUUGCCUUGAGAACCCAGCACUGGACUUGUCAAGCUAUCGAGCAAUCUCUUCUCUUGACCUCCUUGGAGAUUUCAAGCACUCCUCGAAAAAAACAGAGGAAACUUCAGUUUAUGAGGAGGGGAGCCCCAUGGCUUCCAUGCCCCACCCACUGCGUAGCCGUGCCUUCUCAGAGAGCCACAUCAGCUUGGAGCCCCAGAGCUCCCAAGCCUGGGGGCAGCAUAGGAGGGAGCUCUUUACCAAAGUUGAUGAAACCCAGCUAGACCCUCUGGUAACCAGGAAGAAGGCCUUUCCUCCUCCUCGUCCUCCUCCUCCCAACUGGGAGAAAUACAGGCUUUUCCGUGCAGCCCAGCAGCAGCAACAGCAACAAAAGCAGCAACAGGAGCAGCAAGAGGAGGAGGAAGAGGAGGAGGAGGAGGAAGAAGAGGAGGGAAUAGAGGAGGAGGAAGAGGGAAGAGAGGAGGAGGAGCUGCCACCCCAGUAUUUCAGUUCAGAAACCACUGGUUCCUGUGCUCUCAACACUGAGAAGGUCCUGGAGCAGCCACAACCCCUGGGCUUUGGUCACCUGGAAGUCUCAAGGCAGAGUGCGCAAAGUCUCCCAGCAGAGCAGGAGUCUUUUGCUCUCCAUUCCAGUGAUUUCCUGCCUCCAAUAAGGGGCCACUUGGGAUCCCAACCUGAGAAAGCUCAGCCACCUUGCUAUUAUGGCAUUGGUGGGCUUUGGAGGACAUCAGAGCAGGAGGCCACUAAUCCCUCCAAACCAGAAGCCUUGAUGGCAGAAGACUCCAAACCCAAGCCAGCAUGGAGCCAGAGCUACUUCUUUCCUGAAGAGCAGUUCUCUUUGAUGUGCUGGAGCUCCAAGAAGCAGCACCUCAGUCCUGUGGGCUUCAGUGAACCAAAGACAACAGGACAAGAAUUUCAGCACUUCUCACCUCCUCAUGGGAGCCCAGGGAUCCCUACCUCUUACUCGGCUUAUUACAAUAUUUCUGUGGCCAAGGCAGAGCUGUUGAACAAGUUGAAAGACCAACCUGAAAUAGCAGAGAUUGGCCUAGGAGAGGAGGAAGUUGACCAUGAACUGGCUCAAAAAAAGAUACAACUUAUUGAAAGCAUUGGCAGAAAACUUUCUGUCCUGCGGGAGGCCCAGAGAGGAUUGCUGGAGGAUAUCAAUGCUAAUUCUGCCCUUGGGGAGGAGGUGGAGGCUAAUCUAAAAGCUGUCUGCAAGUCCAAUGAGUUUGAAAAAUACCGUUUGUUUAUUGGGGACCUGGACAAAGUGGUCAACCUGUUGCUGUCACUCUCUGGACGACUGGCACGAGUAGAAAAUGCCCUCAACAGCAUUGAUUCAGAGGCUGACCAGGAGAAGUUGGUGCUGAUAGAGAAGAAGCAGCAGCUUACGGGGCAGUUGGCAGAUGCCAAGGAGCUGAAGGAGCAUGUGGACCGACGGGAGAAGUUGGUGUUUGGCAUGGUCUCCCGCUACCUGCCUCAGGACCAGCUCCAAGAUUACCAGCACUUUGUGAAGAUGAAAUCUGCUCUUAUCAUUGAACAGCGAGAGCUAGAAGAGAAGAUCAAGCUUGGGGAAGAGCAGCUCAAAUGUCUCAGGGAAAGCCUACUCCUGGGGCCCAGCAGUUUCUAAUUCCACCAGCAGACUGCCCACAUCAUCCCUGCCCAGCCACAAUGGGAAAUGCUUUCAAUCUUUGUUAGCAGUUUGUUAGCAAAUAGGUAGCAGUUAGUUAGCAGUUUGUUCCAUAUCCUCUACUCUGAAUGUCUCUCACUGCCCCUUACCUAGCAGUGCACCCAACCCAACCAGCUAAGAGACUAGGGAGGACCUAGGCUUCUACCCUAGGGUGUAGAAGCAAGAAGUAGAAGCUGUAGUAGAGUGUGAUUAUACAACCACACUCUCUUUCCCACAGUUUGCACAGCAAGCACUCACCACAUACAGAACCAACAAAGUGCCUUCAUUCUUCUUUGUACUAGGAUAUCAGAGACAUCAUGUGCUCACCACCCACCCACACCAUACUUAGCCUCUCAAGGCUCAGAGAGAAACUGCCUAUGUGGCUCCACUCUGCCUCAAGGCUCAUGGCCCAGCCAUUUCCCACAAGAUCUGGCUGUCUUGAGGGCAUUCACCUACUGGAAUUUCAGGGCCUCACUCAAGCUUUUCAGUGGGAAGCAGAGGAGAAAUUAUACUUAACAGAAUGUGAGCAAAGGUUUGGGAUCCCCAGAUGCCCUUCUGGGAGGAGCUAGGCUUAAUUAAAUUGGCUCCAUCCCUACCUUCCCCAGCAUCUACAUGAUGGGGAAGAGGUCUACUCUCAGCCCUACUUAGUGUGGCCUCCUUUUGUCCUAAGACCUUGGGUCUACCACUUCAUCUUGCCUAUCCCAAGGGCUUCACACUAUGGUCCAUGAAUAGCUCUGUUAAAGCUGACUUCUGCAUACAAUUUUCAUUAUUGGGGGGAAGGGGUUCUUAUUGUUAUAUUUUAAAUGGCCUUUUGAUUUUAUUUAUUUUUAUGUUUUAUUGUUUUUUUCAUGUUUUUUUAACUAAUAAGGCGAAAAGAGGGGAGUUAGAAGUGAAAAGUUAGCCCAGGAAGAAAACAUUUUCUGCAGAUCAGCCUGAAUUCACCAUGGCUAGGUAAGCAGGUGCCAAGGUCUUAACUUAUUCACACCAUAGCUAACAGGUAUCUAAAAAAGAACUUCUCACUUUCUACUCAGAGCUUCCCUACUGUGGCCUGGCUCUAUACUUCCACUGAAGUAUGGAUAACCAUGAGCUUAGUGUUCCCAGACAGGUUUCAAUUUUCUCUUACUUAUUUUUUCUUGAAACCAAAGAAAUCUGAAACUAACAAGGGUCCACCUAUUUCUCUACAGUCUCAAAGCUAAAGAAAGAGAAGAGGUGAGCUCAGGAGGAGCUCCUCUUAUCUAAUUGCUUUCUUAACCUGUGGCCUGGCUCAGGGAACCCAAAUUCAUGAUAGCUGAAAGCUCCAGCCAGGGCCUGUCCCCCAGAGCAAACUGUGAUCCAGCUAGGAUCUGAGGCAGACAAACAACUGAUGAUGAUGCUGUUGCCUAGACCCUUAAACGGGGAGCCAGUUUCUAUCCUGGAAAAGCCCUUAGGUUGGUGAUGGCAAGAAGGGAAUUGUAGCCAAACUCUGCCUGUUAUACAACUCAGUUCCCUAUUCCUUGCUAACUGAGGCCCAUGGUUGGUAUUGCACAGCCCUGGCAUCUGUUCUAGUUAGUGCCGAGUUCCUCACUGUCCUUGGAGGUUAAGUGUAGCAGCAGGAGUGCCUCAUUUAACCGAAAGAAUUUGCCAAGGAACUUUGUUGCUGCUACAAAUACUGGUUGUUAACUUCCGUUUCCUUCUCAUUGUAUUUGGAAACAAUAGAAGAAUCUUGGCCAGCAGGGUAUCCUGAGGUAGGGGCAGGGGCUGGGUAUGCUCUUAGUACACUGAUGCUGUCAUAACUAGAGUUAAAAUGUCAACCUGCCAUCCUCCCCCCAAGUGGAUAAUUUUACUUUUUUCAGGAAGGCCGAUAGCUUGUAAAGGGGUAGGCUUACAAAACCAAGUUAGAGAAAGGUGGGGGAGUGCUUUGAAUAUAGGCUGUGGCUACCAUCUUUAAAAAAAAACAAGCUCUAAGACAAACAAUGAGUAAGUUUAGAUGUCCUGUAAUGAGGGGAGGGGGAUGAUGUAGUCCAUGAUUAUAAGAUGUGUAGAGGGGGAGGGGCUAGAACAGCUUUUUGGAAAUAUAGGCCCAGGGAAAAGAGUGGUCGCCCACCUGGACAUUAUGGCCAUAGUCUGAAUUUUUCUAGUCAGCAGUAGAGUGAUCGUACCUUAAGUUUAUCACACUAAAAGUACUAUUUUUGUCCCUCAUCCCACCUCAAAUCGUUUUAGAGUUGCAAUCAGAACACAAGGAUGCUCAUUUGCAUAUGGAGAGACAGUUUCCAAAGAUCUUAAUAAAAUAACCCAUAAAUUAGACUGAGCACUGAAGUUUGGCAGACAAAGGUGCACUACUAAAUGGGCACUGAUGCCCAGCACUGCUAACAUGGCAGUCCCAUUGUGAGUGAUAGUGCUGCAAAGCUAUCACUUUUACUUGAGAUGUAUUGUCUCCUCCAUUCUCAUUUCCUGGGUGUGGCCUUCCACAAAGGCCUGCCAGGGGGUAGCAGUUUGGAAGUCAGGUUAAGGGAUUUCCACAAAGAUAGUUAUUGGUCAUGACUUCUGCCCUCUCCCUUCAAAUACUCGUAUAGGACCCAGUGAGUAAUAGGUAAGUACAGUGGUUGAUAUGUAGAGAGCAAGAGCUACUAUAACAUGUCCCUUUAACUCCCCACUCCCAGGGGCCUGGGCAAUUGAGUCUCCCUGAAUCCUACUGGCUUCAGAUUCAGCCAGGGUAUAGCAGUAAAUGCUCAACGGGAAUCCAAGAAAAAGAGACAAGACACUGAAAAUAAAGUCCUCACCAGGGAGAAACUGGAAGCAGAAGAACAGAGAGAGUAAAAGAUGAAAAGCCUACUUCAAGGCCAGUUUUAGGUUCUGUUUUCCAUUUAACCUCAUGUGCCAAAAAGCUGUCAAGGGACACUAGAGCCACAACCUUAACCCCAGUCUCCCUAAAGGUGAUACUCUGCCAGUAGCAGGUUUCAGAUGAAGGAAGCUGGGCCACUUCUGGCCACUUCCUCCUGUCUGGAGCUUGGUGACUCCCGCUGUGUUUGCCAAAGGUAUUAUCUAUGC
Pteronotus mesoamericanus is the source of this 7884-nucleotide messenger RNA. RefSeq names its product shroom family member 4 (gene SHROOM4). Gene Ontology annotation, biological process: actin filament organization. The coding region runs from base 1 to 4818 and encodes 1605 amino acids. The transcript is spliced from 12 exons. Gene Ontology annotation, cellular component: apical plasma membrane; cortical actin cytoskeleton; apical junction complex. Gene Ontology annotation, molecular function: actin filament binding. Lineage: Eukaryota; Metazoa; Chordata; Mammalia; Chiroptera; Mormoopidae. The record is from RefSeq and is a predicted model, not a curated record.